CAUUUUGCGCCGCCGCAGAAGAAGAGACGCGGAAGUGCCUCUGCUGCGGAAAAUGUAAACAAGUCACUCUGCUGAUCAUUUUAAAGGAGUAGUGGAAGAUGCCGUACCUGAGUGGAGAAGACACGGUGAAGGAGCUGAGGAGAGCUCUGUCCAACCCCAACGUCCAGUCUGACCCUCUGAGAUACAGGAACACCAUCACCAAAGUCAUACGGGCCAUGUCCCAGGGCGUGGAUGUGUCAGCUUUGUUUCCUGAGAUGGUGAAAGCGUGUGCCACAGUAGAUAUUGUCCAGAAGAAACUUGUCUAUGUGUUUUUGUGUUCUUAUGCAUCACUCAAUCCCGAUUUGUCGCUGCUCGUCAUAAACACACUACGAAAAGACUGUCAGGAUGCCAACCCUAUGGUCCGCAGCCUCGCCCUACGAAACAUGACCAGCCUCAGGUUGCCAGGUCUGGUGGAGUAUGUGGAGCAGCCUCUGUCCUCUGGGCUUAGGGACAGAGCAGCCUGUGUGAGGAGAGUGGCUGUGCUGGGAUGGGCUAAACUACACAACCUACAACCAGAGACAGAGACAGACGCGGUGGUGGUAAACGAGCUGUACAGUCUGUUACGUGACCCUGACCCCAUCGUCAUGGUGAACUGUCUCAGAGCUCUGGAGGAGGUGCUAAAGGAGGAGGGGGGCGUGGCCAUUAACAAGGCCAUCGCACAUCACCUGCUCAACAGGUUAAAGGAGUGUGACGUGUGGGCUCAGUGCGACAUCCUGAGGAUCCUAGAGCGAUACCGUCCGCAGACAGAGGGGGAGCUGUUUGAUAUCCUGUCUCUGCUGGACUCCUGCCUGAUCUGCGUCGCUCCGCCCGUCAUGGCUGCCACACUCCGCCUCUUCCUCUGCCUCUGCUCCUCGCUCCCUGCGGUCUGUCACUCCGCCCUGGAGCGAGCGUGUGGCCCCCUACUGACCGCCUGUGGAAGCUCCAGCCGUGAGAUGAGGUUCACCGCUCUGGCACAUAUACAGUUGCUGUUGCAGAGUGAUCCCAGCCUCUUGGGGGCGCACUACAAACGUUUCUUCUGUGGCUAUGCUGAACCUGCCUUCAUCAAACAGAGGAAGAUGCAGGUUCUGGUGGAGCUGGUGAACGAUGAAAACGUCUCAAUGCUUUUGGAGGAACUCAAAGGAUACUGCACCGACGUGAACCCGGACACCGCCCAGGCCGCCAUCUCUGCUAUAGGGCGCAUUGGAAGAAGCUACAGCGACAAAUGUUUGGAAAUCUUGACCGGACUCCUCGGACUGAAACAGGAACACAUCACCUCUGCUGUGGUCCAGACUCUUCGGGACCUGGUGUGGGCGUGUCCUCAGUGUUCAGACAUUGUGUGCAGCGCCAUUGAAGGCUGUGAGCAAACAAUACAGGACGAACAGGGGAGGCAGGCGCUGCUGUGGCUGCUGGGAGCCCAUGGGGAGCGUGUGCCCUCGGCUCCGUACGCUCUGGAGGCCUUUAUCGAUGGCGUUCGCUUUGAGCAGAGUCUGUGUGUGAAGAUGGAGCUGCUCUCGGCUGCUCUGCGCCUCUUCCUCUGUCGCCCUGCAGAGACUCAGGACAUGCUGGGGAGACUUCUGCACUUCUGUAUAGAGGAGGAGAGUGACAUGUGUGUGCGCGACCAGGCCCUGCUCUACUACCGCCUGUUGCAUUGUGGGAUGGAGGAGACACGGCAGUUCGUUGAGGUACGGAGGUCUGACCCUGGGCUCGGUGUGCUGAUCGGCCCCCCGCAGCAGAGCAUUCACAGCUGGGCUCAGAGAUUCAAUACACUGCAGCCUCUGUGUGGAGCCACAGCUACGCCUGACUCAUCCACCAGAGGGAGCCCCGAACAUGUAAACUUUGACCCCAAGACUGACCUGAGCCAGGAGCUGAAAACAUGUCAGGUGGACAGCACCCCCGCAGAUGAUGCUGCUCGGUGCUCGGGGCCUCUGGGUGCAGCCGUGUGUCUGUCUCUGUCUCCGGCCCUCAGCCCCGAGGCCUUUCAGGACCUGUGGCUUCACUUAAAAAGUUCACACACACACAAAGAUGCUCAGAACACUGACGAAGCUGACUUUUUGUGCAUGGAGCGGCUCAUUCCGUGCUCUGUGAUCCCUGUGGACUCCCCUCACAGCCUACAGGUGGCGCUGCAACUCGUCAACAUCCAAACCAUGGCGUUCACACCUGCCGGCGUCGUUCCGUGGAAAUUUUACCUGUACACUCACACGCAACCGGAAAAUUCCACGGAAACUGCUGAAGGGACUCUCAUUUUGGCAGAGCUGCUUUAUUCAAAUGAAACGUUGGAUAUCAGUCAAAUGUUACAGGAGGAUACGGGACUGUCUCUGUCCACUGAUGGGACGGAGGGUGAAAAACAUAUUCAAAUCACAAUGAGGCAGAGGCCCAGAGACGAAGACGCUCUAGCGGGGUUUCUGUCUGUUCUGUCCGCUGUACUGAACACAGUGUCUUUACAGUGUGAAAACAGUCAACAAGACAAAACAGAGCUGCCAUAGACCAGGUGAAACUGUAAAAUUAUCAGAUGCUUGUGUUUAGUCCUGGUUUAAUCCUGGUUUAGUCCCGGUUAAAUCCUGGUUUAUUCCUGGUUUAAUCCUGGUUUAGUCCUGGUUCAGUCCAGGUUUAGUCCUGGUUUAGUCCUGGUUUAGUCCUGGUUUAAUCUUGGAUUAAUCCUGGUUUAGUCCAGGUUUAGUCGUGGUUCAGUCCUGGUUUAGUCCUGGUUUAAUCCUGGAUUAAUCCUGGUUUAGUCCAGGUUCAGUCCUGGUUCAGUCCUUGUUUAAUCCUGGUUUAGUCCUGGUUUAAUCCUGGUUUAGUCCAGGUUCAGUCCUGGUUCAGUCCAGGUUUAGUCGUGGUUUAGUCCUGGUUUAAUCUUGGUUUAAUCCUGGUUUAGUCCUGGUUUAGUCCUGGUUUAGUCCUGGUUUAAUCCUGGUUUAGUCCUGGUUUAGUCCUGGUUCAGUCCUGGUUUAGUCCUAGUUUAAUCCUGGAUUAAUCCUGAUUUAGUCCAGGUUUAGUCCAGGUUUAUUCCUGGUUUAAUCCUGGUUUAGUCCUGGUUUAAUCUUGGUUUAGUCCUGGUUUAAUCUUGGUUUAGUCCUAGUUUAAUCCUGGUUUAGUCCUGGUUUAAUCCUGGUUUAGUCUUGGUUUAAUCCUGGUUUAUUCUUGGUUUAAUCUUGGUUUAAUCCUGGUUUAAUCCUGGUUUAUUCUUGGUUUAAUCCUGGUUUAAUCCUGGUUUAUUCUUGGUUUAGUCCUGGUUUAAUCCUGGUUUAAUCUUGGUUUAGUCCUGGUUUACAUACACAUUAAAUCUAAAGGCCUCAUUCUGGAUGUGUGGCGCACGAGGAGCUGAAGUGAGCAGCUACAUGAUGAUGAUGAUGAUGAUGAUGAUGAUGAUGAUGAUGAUUAAACACUUUUAAAAGAUAA
This is a messenger RNA of Boleophthalmus pectinirostris (great blue-spotted mudskipper), 3417 nucleotides long. It is a transcript of the gene ap4b1, whose product is annotated as adaptor related protein complex 4 subunit beta 1. Lineage: Eukaryota; Metazoa; Chordata; Actinopteri; Gobiiformes; Gobiidae. Gene Ontology annotation, biological process: vesicle-mediated transport; intracellular protein transport. The record is from RefSeq and is a predicted model, not a curated record. Gene Ontology annotation, cellular component: membrane coat; clathrin adaptor complex.